Messenger RNA from Bemisia tabaci, 4186 nucleotides. RefSeq lists its product as uncharacterized. Lineage: Eukaryota; Metazoa; Arthropoda; Insecta; Hemiptera; Aleyrodidae. The record is from RefSeq and is a predicted model, not a curated record.
CCUCGGCAGUCUCAUUGAUAACCACUUUUGUGUCAACUUGUGCCGUGCCGAUCCGCGCUUGCGUCCGUCGGGUAUCAUGAUAUCGCGAAUUUCGUGUGCCGUGUGAUAAUAUGAUUCGGGAUUGUUGGUGCGAUGAUAUCAUGAAUUCCUCGCUGGCUUUGUUCAUCUCGGGGGGAGUGUCUUUCGGUGUGAUAGCCGCGCUGUGCUCCGGGAUAUUUUACCUCGUCGUCGUUGGACUCAAAAAUUCCAGUCGGCUGAGAGAGAUCCUCGACUUGCCAUCCCUCGAGUAUCCAUCAAGCCCCGCCGCCGUUUCCACCUCAAAGGCGUUGACUCUAGUCUCGGUUCAGCCGCGCAAAAGCUGCAAUCGGUGCUACAAAGCGGCCCCACUCCGUCGAAAAUGCUUCAAGUGUCGUAUGAAAGUAUGCCGGGCAUGUUCCUACAAAGGAUUUUGCUCCACUUGUAGGAUACCAAGAGAUGAAAAUCGGAAGACAGGGGACUGGUUUUAUCAACGACUCCAGAAAGAAUUCAACCUCAAAGUGGCGGCCAUAGCAAAUAACUCGGAUCUCGAUGGAGAAGUACGGGAGUUUAUGGAACGUCUCGUCGAGACUCUCGUUGGAGGAAGUCUUGAUGACGUAUCACUCACUCCACUGUCUGAUCAUCCAGACUAUGAUGGACUUUGUGAUCGGCAUCAAGAAAUUUUGUCUCUCACCCUUGCUCGCCUCUCAUUCGGCCUGCAUAUGGCCAUCGCAAACAAGCCAUUGCCAGAACUUGAGUCUCCAUCGACAGUCACAUCCGAGCUGAAAACUCAAGUUCAAAAACUAACGGAUGAAGCUUUGACACUUCCAGAACUUUUGGAUGAGGAUUUCAUAUCAAAAAGUUCCGUGAACACAGUCAAUUUAGAUGGACAAACGUACGAGGAUAUAUUGGCGAAAGCUAUCAUCAACAAAGUGGUUGAAAAAAGCCAAAGAGGACAAGGCAGCCCAACAGACAGUAAAAAUAACCUAGCUAUGACAGUAUCGCCUAACUUCAUUCGUAAAAGAAACAAGCUCCUGUCGAGUGACAGCUCUGACAUGAAUGGAACAAGUCAUUACAGUUGGAGCGAUUCUGCGCAGUCAGACCCUAUAUCUUUGAAGGUUGAAGAACACAUUGAAGAAGUGACUACGAGAUAUAGCUCUGAUGAUGAGGAAAAAUCAGACUUCGACAAUUUCUUAUCGAAUUUGAACUUCUUGAAAGGGCAGCGCGCGCCAUGCCCUGAAUUAGGUUGUGAUAUAGUGGAUGCGGGUGCUGCAUCCUCCUCGGAUGAUGACUGGUCGGAGAACGAUAGCACAGAUGGUUUGGAUAUAGUUAAUCCAGUGGACUCGUGGGAGGAAAACUGGUUGUUCCAACGCAGAAGAUUAGCAAAAAACAAUUCAUGUCAUCAGCCUGUGCCAGUCCCGAUGUUGGUGCCGAACCCAGCUCUCGAAUACAGGGCGCUGAUUGGGGAUGUCGAUGCGGAUGAGAUGUCAGACUUAUCUGAAUGCAGUGACUCUGUUUUGGAACAACUGAUAGAUGAACCGAGCUACAGAAGUCCUAAUACCCAGAGUGCUCCUCCUGAGACUGAUGAGACAGAGAAUGCAACUAGUAAUUUCAUCAGUAUAGAGCAAACUGUUAACAUCACAAUGAACGCUAAACCGACAGAAAGCUCUGAGACAACAACAGGAAACAGUGAAAAUCAACACGAAGCAUCGGAAGUGAUGACCAAAGAUAGUGUUCCGAACGAAAGCAGUAACGCAAAGAAAGCCACAAAGUUGAAAAAUUCUGCUUACUCCUUGUCAAGAAGUUCACAUUCAAGUUCUGAGAGUGAUGAUGAAGACUCACCAUCGGGUGGAGAUAUAGUACAAGCGAAAAAUGAGAAUGUGUUAUUAUCACAACAUGAUUCUGAGGAUGAAUCCAUAGAUGCUGAAAUGCAGCAACGCGAUAGUGAAUACACGGUCGCAACUGUCGCACAGACACAUCCUGUACCUGAUUCCAAAUUCGGUGGAUUAAAGAAUGACGUACAGUCGUCCACAAAAAGUCGAGAUGAAGACUCUAGUGAUGAAGGUCCAACUCCUCGGCCAGGAACCAUUGCUGAGCGAGAACAUAAGAAGUGGGAGAAGGCAGUUCCGUUAGCUAAUAAUCCAUACUCUAAAGAAAACAUUGACAAAAGACUUAAGAGUAAUUUCAUUCUCAGUAAUCGAGCGAACUGUGAUACACCCCUGGAAUUCAUCUCAGAACAAACCAUUCACGUAGGCAGCAAUUUACCCGACAUGAAAAGAUACAGCAGAGACUUUUACAUUAACACUGACGAAGAUCAAAAUGAGGUAAGUCAUUUAAGAAAACAUUUUUAUGGCGAUUUAGAGAAAUCCAUUGUGCAUUCUGAUAUCGAUCACUUAGCUUUUCGUGCUCAGCAUUCCACACCGCACUUCACGAAGAACCCGAUGUUUGACGAUAGUGACCUGGACUCGCUGCCGCUGAGAGAAAACCGAUCAUCGCCUUCAAGUAAAAAUGUAAAUAGUUUGGAGUCAGGAUACGCCAGUUCCGCAGAUUCGAGAACAUCAAAUCCGGAGUCAAAGAAUCCAAUGCCCGAAAGAAGAAUUUCUCAAGAGACAAAAACUUGUGAAGGCUCACAACAGGUUUCUGUAAGAGUAGAGGUGGAUGUGUGGCCUGCAGAAAAAAUAAUACAACACCAAUCUACGACAUCACCGGACGAUUCGCCUCAAGUCUCCCCGAUCAUUCAAACGACUGUCAACAUGAACAAGAUGAAUGGAUGCCGGCAAGAGAAAGAGUUGGAGGUAGUCGAAAAACCAGGGGUGCGAAUCAGCUCUUGGGUUGAUAAUGAGAAGAAAACGGAUGAAUUGGACGAGUGCCACUCCUUGCCGUCGGUCAAGGAAUUAGCUAAACACUUCUCAACAGGGGAUAAAAACGAGAAAAACCAUACGAUAGUGAAGCCGACGCCUGUUGUUCCAGCCAUUCCUAAAAUGUUUGAAAUGAAACACAACUACCCAUCAAAACAGAUUCAUAGCCUGACAGCUCGUAGUAUUUCUCGAGAGUUCCGCGAAGGACUACGAUGCAGUCAUAAUGUGAUGCGAAAUAAUGUUUUACUGCCAACGAAGCCUCUUGAAAUGAGCAAGGAAGAUUCAGGGCACGUUUCAGAUGACAGCGGCACUGCAUCCCCGACUCCUACCAACAUGCCAAAGCUUCACGAUAAUAUAGCCUUUUGGGAGCAAAUGACUUUGAACAGUUAGAGUCUCCCUGUAGAAUCAACUGAAUUCCUACGUGCCAUCAAGCAACCAUCCAUUGUGUAACAUAAACGUUCAACUCCUGCCUGAGAGUAAUUGAUACAAUAGCGUUUGGAAAAACCAUUGACCUCAAAGAGAGAUCCAUCUUGCAAAAAGAAAAAGAGGCUAUAGAAAAUUUCUUACGAUAGGUGUGACCGAUAAUUUGGAUCAUUCAUAACUGCUUUCCCUACUUAAAAAAACUAGUUCCUCACGAUCAAACAUUACAAAAACAAAUUAUGCUUCAUGUUUUUUUUUUCCUUUAUUUAUUUUUAGAAUAGUGGAAUCUUUUAUUGGCUUUUGUAAAUAAACAUUUUAAAGAAAACCAAGAAGAAUCAGUCGGAAGGAACUUUUUACACCCAAUAAACACUCAAAAUUAUUUCUCCCUACAAAAAAUAGGGUUCAGUCACAUAUUUCCUUUUAAGAGUACUCUGAUGCAAGUUGACUGAGAGCAGAAGAAUCGAUUUCAAAAAGAGUUUCGCAAAGUGCGACUGAAUUUGGCAGAUGUUAGUUGAAGGAAGUUAGAUUACUUUCUUGCCACAGUCCAACUUAUGAUCACUCAUGGUUCAAAUACUGAUCCCGGUUUUGUUGCCAAUCUUCCCAUUUUAUCAUAAAGAUGUUACUUAUUUUUCUUUAGUUGAAAAAAAAUUGAAGAAAACUCAAGAUAAUAACUGGCGUAAGAAAAAAAAAAACCAUCUGUCAUUCUGAAACAAACUUUCAAAGAGAGCUGCAUUGUUACAGCUGAGCAAAAAGUUGCCAAGAGACCAUUUUUAAAGAUUCUUGGCCAUUGUUGUUAUAAAUGUAAUAAAUUAAGUUUAAAAAUGUGUAAGACUUAUAUUUGUUGAUUUAUGUAAAAGAUAUGUAAAAAUAAAAAAAAACAUAUUGUCUUAAAA